Molecule: messenger RNA, 2448 nt
Organism: Spirodela intermedia
Lineage: Eukaryota; Viridiplantae; Streptophyta; Magnoliopsida; Alismatales; Araceae
Source: the annotation of a GenBank genome assembly
AUGGCGCCUACCCUGAUCCUUUACCUGCUGGUGCUGCUCCACGCGGUGAACUGUGCGCCCUCCCCGACCCAGUCAUCGGGUGCGUCUGCUCUCUGCCCUAGAGAGGAGCGCGCCUUCCUCGACGCUGCCGUUCGAUCGCAAUGCCCCCUCUGGAUCGAAAAGUCGUCGCCCGUCGAGGUACGGUUUGUCGGCCGUCUUCUUCUUCGGAUUCAUCAUCCGGCGUCCUCCGUUUCUGGGUUCCUUGGAUUACUUCUCCGAACAGGACUUUUGGGUUCCCCUCUUUUUCCUCCGUCUCCUGGCUCCCUGAAGAGGCGGGGUUGAAAACACCCUGGUUCAUUCCGUUCUCCUCCGUCUUCGAAGGCUACUUGCUGUUUUUUUAUUCAUUCUGUGUCCUACGCUGGUGAUCAAACUACCUUCUCCCUUUCGCGACGACGAUGGUGCGGAUGAUGGACGGAUCCAGAUACCCUGAUAUGAUAUCUGUUCGGUGAAAUCUUCAGCCUCUAUCUGACUAUUGCCCCAGUUCUUUUUGUCCACCCCCCACAACACUGGCGUUCCCCUUUAAUCUCUGAUGAGGGGGAGCACCCUGGUUAUCAUCAACAAACCCUCUGAAGCAAUCAAGGGCUGUUCCCCUUUGAUCGCUAUUUAAUCCGAGGGGAAAUGGUUAUGACCAAUAACGCUGAAGAGCCCUUGCGUGCCGGCUCGGUCGAAUCUGAUUGUUCAUGGGCGACAUAGUCUAAACGGCCAUGAAGAUUUCCACAGCUCAUUGAAAUUCCUAGUCUAAUCCUUGUGCCGAAUUCUGGGCUGUUUCUGAUUCUCGAUCGGGCGCUGCUCCGUUGCGUGCCAGCUCGGUCGAAUCUGAUUGUUCAUGGGCGAUAUAAUCUAAAUGUCCAUGAAGAUUUCCACAUCUGAUUGAAAUUCCUAGCCUAAUUCUUGUGCCGAAUUCUCGGCUGUUUCUGAAUUCUCCAGCAGGCGCUGCUCAUUCAGAUGCCGCCUUCGAGGCUACAAUCAGGCGAAGAACGUCAAUAGAUUCAUAAGAACGUUGUCGGGAAGGCUCUCCUUUUUUUCUUUUUUUUCCACUAAUUGGCCAUAGAAUAAUCUGCCGUGUGGUUGAAGGCGACGAACUCCAUUAGAUGCCUUUUAAUGGAAUAUAUUGCCGAUCAUCGCAUCGUUGUCCAGCUUAUCCUCCUUAAUUUUUGCUAUUCCUGCUCUCUCGUCCAUUGAUCACAUGUUUUCUCCGCCUCUGGGCAGAUGAAUCUGAGUCGUCUCACAAAUCUGUAGGGAGAACUGAGUGAGCCCCUGGUGCAUAUUUUUCUCAGACUUUCAUGCCGUUCCUCGUGGAAUUCUCCUUUCCCAUUAAUCGAUCACCGGUGAGAUAACAGCUCCAUAGAAAUUCAGCAUCUCGCAAGAAUUCCAUCCAGGAAAAACCUCAAAGCCCACCUCUGUCAGCCUUCACAUCCUUUCUUCUUCUUCUUCUUCUUCUUCUUCCAUUCUAAUUACUCUGGUUGCAGGUGACUGGUGAGACCCUUGAUAAGCUCCUGAGCGACGGCCGGGGGAAGACCCUCUACGCUGUGCUGCUUCAUGCUUCCUGGUGUCCCUUCUCUCGGGCGGCGCGGCCCGCCUUCGACGCCCUCAGCACCAUGUUCCCUCAGAUAAGGCAUCUGGCGGUGGAGGAGUCCUCCGCCAUGCCGAGGUUUGGCUCCGGCUGCUGCUCUCCUUCCAUUCUCUUGUGCUCAGAUUGAGCAGAACUCCUCGUGUUGAUGUUUGCUGCAACCCCUUAUCUGCAGUAUAUUUUCUAGAUUUGGAGCCCACAGCCUUCCGUCCAUAGUGUUGGUCAACGGGAAGAUCAUGGUGCAGCACCGGGGAGGAAAGGAUCUCGAUUCCCUCGUGGCCUUCUACGAGAGAAGCACUGGUAUCUCUGGUUCAGCCCGACAUGGGUUGACUUCUCUUCGUUUUCCGAUCCUUGCUGUACGAGUGAGCGAGCCCGGUUGACUUCUCGGCGUUGCCUUUUCAGGUCUGCGCCCGGUUGCCGACCUAUCUGUUGACCCAGGGGUUCACUUGCGGCGGGAGAGCUCGUCGGUCCCCUGGUGGUGGUCGUCGUCUGCGAGGGAGUUCGUCACCAGGGAGCCGUAUCUUGCCUUCUCCUUGCUGUUCCUCUCCCUGAGGGUGUUCCUCUUCCUCUUCCCGGGGAUCCUGCUCCGGUUGAGGGCCGUCUGUUGGUCGUAUGCCCGGUCGGUGAAGCAGGGGAUCCUUGUGGAGUGGAGCCAGCUUUCGGGGCGGGCCCUGCAGAUGAUCGAAGUGAAGAGGAUGUGCAGCAAGCUCUGUCUCAGCAACAAGAAGAAUCUCCGCAGAGGGGCGGAUAAUGCCCGGGCGUGGGCCUCCUCCCUCACCUCGGUCUCCUCACUGGGUGAGUCGUCUUCUUCCUCGAGGUCGCCCCCGCAAGACUCGUAA